Molecule: messenger RNA, 883 nt
Organism: Olea europaea var. sylvestris
Lineage: Eukaryota; Viridiplantae; Streptophyta; Magnoliopsida; Lamiales; Oleaceae
Product: nudix hydrolase 17, mitochondrial-like
Exons: 5
Coding region: 246-836 (196 amino acids)
Cellular component (GO): cytoplasm; nucleus
Molecular function (GO): pyrophosphatase activity
Source: RefSeq, a predicted model, not a curated record
AACUCACUAAUGUCUUGAUUCCUUCCCCUCUAUUAAAGGAGUGGACGGCCUCGGCCAAUUUAGCAUCCGCCUUUCCCUUUGCUAUUAUCAACAGAAAUUUGAGUUAUUUUGUAUAUUUCACGAAUUGUCAGCUCCGCGAGAUUUCUGUUUACCAUAACGGUUUAAACAGAAGAACAGGGCUUCAAUAAAUAGGCAAUUUCUCUUUUUUCCCUCUGUAUUCUUGAGUGAAAAGUAUUUUCUUUACCAUGCAAAUCAAGAAAUUGGUGUCUCUGCCUUCUCGUACAGGAAGACAUUUGCAGCGUUAUAAUCAGGGCUGUCGCCUUGUUGUUGGAUGUAUUCCGUACAGAAUCAGGAAAACUAAUAAAUCAUCCCCAAAUGAAGAAUUGGAAGUUCUUUUGAUCAGUUCUCAAAAGAAUUCAAGCAUGAUGUUCCCUAAGGGUGGUUGGGAAAUCGACGAGGAUAUAGAAUUGGCAGCUUCACGAGAAACCCUGGAAGAAGCUGGUGUAAUCGGCUCGCUCGGGGGUAAAUUAGGUGAAUGGAUAUUUAAAAGCAAAAGGCAAGAAAAGUUUCAUGAGGGAUCCAUGUUUUCUCUGUUGGUCACCGAGGAAUUAGAUGUUUGGCCCGAGAAAAAUGUCCGUCAACGGAAAUGGAUGACGGUUAACGAAGCUAGAGAAGUGUGUGCACAUUCUUGGAUGAAGGAAGCUUUGGAUGUAUUCGAUCGUCGAUUCUCGCUUCCACAGAGGAACGAGGCCGAACAUGUGGCAUCCUGCAGAACUGAAGAACUAGAGCAAUCAUCGGAGGUCAAGGUGUGGAAGAGGAAGUUGAUCUUUACUUAAUUAACUGAUGGCAGGGCUAGCCUUCUAGGCUUGUUUCCACAUUUGAG